Paramecium primaurelia is the source of this 870-nucleotide messenger RNA. The record is from the annotation of a GenBank genome assembly. NCBI's taxonomy places the organism in Eukaryota, Ciliophora, Oligohymenophorea, Peniculida, Parameciidae.
AUGGGAAUUAUUAAAGAUAUUAAGGAUAAAACAUAAUCAAUUGGAAUCUGUAUUUGGGAUUUAAAGACAUCAUAAUUUCUAGAUAAAGAAUGCUCUGAUAUCAUAUCUACAACUCAUUAAGAAUGUUAAUCAAGACUAUCCUAUUGUACAACAAAUGGCUAUAAAUGUAUUCUCAAAGAAUCAUGUUCAUCUUAUUUUUCAUAGGAAAUUUGUGAAAAUGCAGAAGGAAUUGAAGGUAAGUGUUUUUGGGAAAUUAGAUUAGACAAAUCAUUUGAAUUAUGUAGAAAAAUGACUUGUUAAGAUAUACCUAAUGGACAUAUAUAUUCAUCAUGUAAAUAAAUAGAAAAUUGUAUUUCAAAUGGUAUAUAAUGUAUAAAUAAGGCUAAAUGUUCAGAUUAUAAUAUUAAUUAAACUUGUUAUUAUGAAGGAUUAGAUGGAAUUUGUGUAUGGAUUGAGAAUGAAUCAUAAAAUAAUAAAUUAAAAUAAUGUAAAUUGAUGGAGAGUUGCGAAUCUGCAAAAACUGAUAUAAAUGCAUGUAAAUUAUUUAAAGAUAAAUGUUAUUGGAAUUCAGAUAAAUUCUUAUGUUAAACUCAUACAUGUUAAACUUAUUCUACUUAAGUAGGAAGUUGUAGGAACUUUAAUACAUGGGAUAAUAAACACAUUCAUUUAUGUCACUAUCAUGAAUAAUAAUGUGUUACAAUUAAUAUUAACACUCUUAAAUAAGUAGAUUGUUAUAUAAAGACAGCUAAGCUUCAUCGAUGGGAUCCAAAUAAAAGUUUAUGUGCUUCAUGUGAAAAAUCUGUUAGAUUAAUAACUGAAUUUAGUAAUAUUCUUGGAAUAUUAAUAAUAUUAUUGUUUUUGAGCUAUUGA